This is a messenger RNA of Cuscuta europaea, 715 nucleotides long. Lineage: Eukaryota; Viridiplantae; Streptophyta; Magnoliopsida; Solanales; Convolvulaceae. The record is from the annotation of a GenBank genome assembly.
GGGAGGACCAACCACACUCAUGAAAAUUGCUUUGAAUUGCAUGGUUACCCACCAAGUUGGAAUACAAAAGGAAAAGGAGUUAAAGAAUUACAAAUUACUGCUCAGCCACGUGGUAGUUUUCACAUGCAUGCUCAACAAGCUCCUAGUGCUACUCGAAGGAUCACUCAACACCCAGGACACCCAAAAGCUGCCCACGUAGAAGGAAGUCUCACUUCUAAUUAUGGACUUUCUGCCAACCAAUUGGAGGAGCUUGCGCAGUACAUGAAACAAAAAUUUGUUGACCAAUCGGUUGAUCAAUCUUCCUCAUCUACUACUCGGGCAAACAUGGCAGCCACACCGUCACAUGUUUAUCCUUGGAUUAUUGACUCUGGAGCAACCGAACAUAUAACGUGUGAAGGACUUACCCUCGAUGAAGCUGAUUGGAGUGGGUAAAUUUCGUGACGGUCUAUAUUAUCUCAACACUCCUAGGAGAGCAGGGGUGGCAAUGUCAGUUACUCAAGACUUUGAAUUAUGGCAUCAGCGUCUGGGACAUGCGUCAGAUGGAAAAUUGCACUACAUCUCAUCUCUUCAGGGGCUUAAGAAAAAUUAUGAUUUCUGUGAUCCUUGCUUACGAGCCAAGCAGACUCGUUUGCCUUUUCCCGUUAGUAUGAAUAAAAGUUCACACUGUUUUGAAUUAAUACAUUGUGACAUUUGGGGAGGUUACAAAUGUGAUUCU